AUGAAUUUCCAGACACCCGUGGAUGAUUAUUGUCGUGCAUGGCAGGCUUUUGAUCUCGACGUACCAAAAAUCAAGCCGAGUAACGAUGGUGAUCAUUUUUUCAUCGAAGUUCACAUGGAGAAGACUUAUUUUCCAUUGGAAGAAGAGGAGGACGACGACGAACUAAAUCCAGAUUAUCUACUCGAUUAUGAUUGCGACACAAGUAUUUCGCCUUUUUGGGAACCAUGUGGGAGGGUCGAGCACAACAAUUUGCCGUUGAAUAGAAUCUCUAAAAUCCUUUGUGAAGUUGGAGUGCCAUUGCAUCGACAGGGUUUCAUGAUGCACCGAAUCUCGGAGGAGGCUGAUGAAAUUGCCAAUGCACCCUUCAACAAGAACAAAAAGAUUUUGUCCAUGAUUGUUUCGAUAAGUAUUGUGGCUGUGAAGCCAAUUCUUAACCAUAUCAGGGCCAAGUGUAGAGAGGGUGAUCAUUUUUUCAUCGAGUAUUUUCCAUUGGAAGAAGAAGAUGAAGAAAUGCCAGAUUAUCUACUCGAUUACGAUUCCUACAAGAGUAUUUCGACUUUCUGGGAACCGUGUGUGAGAGUCGAGCAAAACAACUUGCCAUUGAAUAGAAUCUCUAAAAUCCUUUGUGAGGUUGGAGUGCCAUUGCAUGGACAAGGUUUCAUGUUGGACGAAAUCUUAGCCGAGGCUGAUAAAAUUGCCAAUAAACCCUACAACAAGAACAAGAAGAUUUUUGUCCAUGUCCCUAGCGAUAGUCAACAAGCGUAUCGAAGUGAUUGGUCAUUGAUCCUUGCUCCGGUUCUUGGUCAAAGACCUGGCUUCCACUACUUGGGAGCUGACAAUAUCACGUUCUCUCUAGCACAUCACUUUUCAAAUCCAGUAGCAACGACUACAAGGGCUAAAGCAGAGCCCAUGCAGUCUACACAAGUGAUCCUCGACAAGACAUAUUGUGCUCAUUGA
Messenger RNA from Fraxinus pennsylvanica, 957 nucleotides. Lineage: Eukaryota; Viridiplantae; Streptophyta; Magnoliopsida; Lamiales; Oleaceae. The record is from the annotation of a GenBank genome assembly.